Messenger RNA from Callorhinchus milii (elephant shark), 1641 nucleotides. RefSeq names its product amiloride-sensitive amine oxidase [copper-containing]-like. Gene Ontology annotation, cellular component: plasma membrane. Gene Ontology annotation, biological process: amine metabolic process. Lineage: Eukaryota; Metazoa; Chordata; Chondrichthyes; Chimaeriformes; Callorhinchidae. Bases 1 to 1641 code for a protein of 546 amino acids. The record is from RefSeq and is a predicted model, not a curated record. The transcript is spliced from 7 exons. Gene Ontology annotation, molecular function: quinone binding; copper ion binding; primary methylamine oxidase activity.
AUGGCCAAAAGGGCGCCCCCCACCCUCCCCCCCUCCGAGGAACGGCAGCACCUGGAGCAGGGCGGGCAGGCGAUGGCUGCCUCGCACCUCGCGAUCCGCCUGGAGUCGGCGCGGCUGGUGACGCUGAUAAAGCUGAGUGAAAGCAGUAGAGAAUCAUCGGGAUAUAAUCGUCACGGAGCCUUCAGAGCAGACACAUCUUUGACAGGACCACGGCAGUACGAGCCCGUGGGCCACCGGUACCGGGUUUACGGGAACUUUGUGCAGUACAUGCCCUGGACGUUCGCUUUCAGAAUCUCUUACAUGGGGUUUCAGAUAUUUGAGAUCAAUCUUGAUUUGAAGCUUUCAAUUGUCUAUGAGAUGGGCCUCCAAGAUGUCGUCUCAUACUAUACUGGCAACGAUCCGAUCAGGAGCAUAUUUAUAGCCAUGGACUCAGGUUGGCACUUUGGUGCCGACAAUUUUGAGCUUGUGAAGGGGAUCAACUGCCCGCACACUGCCACAUACCUGGACACGUACCACUUUGUGAAAUCGGAGAAGCCGCUGAAAAAUCCGAACUCCAUCUGCAUUUUCCAGUACAACACAGGAGUGCCAUUGCGUCGACACUUGGAGGAUGAACACCGGAGAGGCUUCUCGUUCUGUGGUUGCUUGGUCAACUAUGUACUCGUGAUUAGGAGUGUCAACACAGUGUACAACUACAAUUACGUCGUGAACUAUAUUUUCUACCAGAAUGGAUUAAUUGAAGCAAAGAUUCACUCCACUGGGUACCUCGUGGUGACGUAUUUCCUUGGGGAUGGACUCAAGUAUGACAACAAAAUAUUUGACCACGUCCUUGGCAAUGUGCACACGCACAUGAUCAACUACAAACUGGACAUGGAUAUAGUGGGCACAAGCAAAAGCUUUAAGACUGUGAACCUGCAGCUCGAAAACACGACCGUCGUUUGGAGCCCAGAGCACACCAAGGUCAUGCCCAGCGUGAAGCACGACCUCAAGGAGACAGAGUCGGAGGCAGCCUUCAAGUUCGACGUCAGACUUCCAUACCUGGUGUUCGUGAACGAGAACUCCAGAAACAAGUGGUGCGCCCAGCGUGUUUAUCGCGUGCAGCUCACGAGCCACGAAAACCCCCUGAUGCCAGUGGAGGAGAAUCGCGUUGCGUGGAGCAGGUCAGAAACGCCGAGGUCCCUAAACUGUGGAAUCGGCUCACACAAAAAGCAGGCGCCGCGUGUCUCAGGCGCCAUUGAUGUACUUCUCGACCACGAGUUAAACGAAGUUAUUAAUAAACCGUUCAUCUUCUUGUUUCUUUCGGUAUCAGGUAGCGGUGCAAAAUGGAAGGAGACAGAGCUGCACUGCAGCAGUAUCUACAAUCAACAUGACUCGUUGGAUCCUGCCGUUUACUUUCAGGACUUCAUAAAUGCCAAUGAGAACAUUGUCAAUCACUCGGAUUGGCUUUGUACAGCGCGAAAGAAGUUCAAGUCUAUAGAGUUGUGCUAUGGCUGUGGCUGUGCCGCUGGGCAGGACCUGGUGGCCUGGGUGACGGUGGGCUUCGUGCACAUCCCCCACUCGGAGGACGUCCCCAACACAGCCACCGCCUGCAACGGCGCGGGCUUCUUCUUCCGACCAUUCAACUUCUACGAUGAGGACCCAUGA